CCGGGCGCGCUGGCGGCCCGGUUGUUGAGAGCAUGGCUUCCCCCGGGGCUCGCGCGCCCCAGCCGGAGUUACCCGAGCGGAACUGCGGGUACUGCGAGGUGCAGUACUGGGACCAGCGCUACCAAGACGCUGUCGAUUCUGCCCCCUACGAGUGGUUCGGCGAUUUCGCUUCCUUCCGCUCCAUCCUAGAACCGGAGCUGCGACCCAAGGACCGUAUCCUGGUGCUAGGUUGUGGUAAUAGUGCUCUGAGCUACGAGCUGUUCCUUGGAGGUUUCCCUGAUGUGACCAGUGUGGACUACUCAUCAGUAGUGGUGGCUACCAUGCGGGCUCGCUAUGCCCAUGUGCCCAAGCUGCGCUGGGAAACCAUGGACGUGCGGAUGCUGGAUUUCCCCAGUAGCUCCUUUGAUGUGGUGCUUGAGAAGGGCACUCUGGAUGCCCUGCUGGCUGGAGAACAGGAUCCCUGGACCGUGUCAUCUGAAGGUGUCCACACUGUGGACCAGGUGUUGAGUGAGAUGGUGGAGUACAAACGGGCCACGCUUCAGGAUGAAGACGCACCCGAGACCCCCGUGGAGGGCGGGGCCUCCCCGGACGCCGUGGAGGUGGGGUUCCGGAAGGGGUCAAGACCACUCCUAGGCUCGCACACACAGCUGGAGCUGGUCUUGGCAGGUGUCUCGCUACUGCUGGCUGCGCUGCUUCUGGGCUGCUUGGUGGCCCUGGGGGUCCAGUACCACAGAGACCCAUCUCGCAGCACCUGCCUCACAGAGGCCUGCAUUCGAGUGGCUGGAAAGAUCCUGGAGUCGCUGGACCGAGGGGUGAGCCCCUGUGAGGACUUUUACCAGUUUUCCUGUGGGGGCUGGAUUCGGAGGAACCCCUUGCCGGAUGGGCGUUCUCGCUGGAACACCUUCAACAGCCUCUGGGACCAGAACCAGGCCAUACUGAAACACCUGCUUGAAAACACCACCUUCAACUCCAGCAGCGAAGCUGAGCGGAAGACGCAGCGCUUCUACCUGUCCUGCCUGCAGGUGGAGCACAUCGAGGAGCUGGGAGCCCAGCCGCUGCGAGAGCUAAUUGACAAGAUCGGGGGUUGGAACAUUACGGGGCCCUGGGACCAGGACAACUUCAUGGAAGUGCUGAAGGCAGUCGCAGGGACCUACAGGGCCACCCCGUUCUUCACCAUCUACAUCAGUGCUGACUCUAAGAAUUCCAACAGCAACGUCAUCCAGGUGGACCAGUCUGGGCUGUUUCUGCCCUCUCGAGAUUACUACUUGAACAGAACUGCCAAUGAGAAAGUGCUCACCGCCUACCUGGACUACAUGGAGGAGCUAGGGCUGCUGCUGGGUGGGCGGCCAGCCUCCACACGGGAGCAGAUGCAGCAGGUGCUGGAACUAGAGAUACAACUGGCCAACAUCACGGUGCCCCAGGACCAGCGGCGUGAUGAGGAGAAGAUCUAUCAUAAGAUGAGCAUCUCAGAGCUGCAGACUCUGGCGCCCUCCAUGGACUGGCUUGAGUUCCUGUCUUUCUUGCUGUCACCAUUGGAGUUGGGUGACUUGGAGCCUGUAGUGGUGUAUGGGAUGGAGUAUCUGCAGCAGGUGUCAGAGCUCAUCAACCGCACGGAUGCAAGUGUCUUGAACAAUUACCUAAUCUGGAACCUGGUGCAGAAGACAACCUCAAGCCUGGACCGACGCUUUGAGUCGGCACAGGAGAAGCUGCUGGAGACCCUCUAUGGCACUAAGAAGUCCUGUGUCCCGAGGUGGCAGACCUGCAUCUCCAACACGGAUGACGCCCUUGGCUUCGCUUUGGGCUCCCUCUUUGUGAAGGCCACAUUUGAUCGGCAAAGCAAGGAAAUCGCAGAGGGGAUGAUCAGCGAAAUCCGGACUGCUUUUGAGGAGGCCCUGGGACAGCUGGUUUGGAUGGAUGAGAAGACCCGCCAGGCAGCAAAGGAGAAAGCAGAUGCCAUCUAUGAUAUGAUUGGUUUCCCUGACUUCAUCCUGGAGCCCAAAGAGCUAGAUGAUGUGUAUGAUGGGUAUGAAGUCUCUGAAGAGUCUUUCUUCCAAAACAUGUUGAAUUUGUACAACUUCUCUGCUAAGGUGAUGGCUGACCAGCUCCGCAAGCCUCCCAGCCGAGACCAGUGGAGCAUGACCCCCCAGACGGUGAACGCCUACUACCUUCCGACUAAGAAUGAAAUCGUCUUCCCUGCCGGCAUCCUGCAGGCCCCCUUCUAUGCCCGCCACCACCCCAAGGCCCUGAACUUUGGUGGCAUCGGUGUGGUCAUGGGCCAUGAGUUGACACAUGCCUUUGAUGACCAAGGGCGGGAGUAUGACAAGGAGGGGAACCUGCGGCCCUGGUGGCAGAAUGAGUCCCUGGCGGCCUUCCGGAACCAUACAGCCUGCAUGGAGGAGCAGUACAACCAAUACCAGGUCAACGGGGAGAGGCUCAAUGGCCGCCAGACGCUGGGGGAAAACAUCGCCGACAACGGGGGGCUUAAGGCUGCCUACAAUGCUUACAAAGCGUGGCUGAGGAAGCAUGGGGAGGAGCAGCAGCUGCCAGCCGUGGGGCUCACCAACCACCAGCUCUUCUUUGUGGGAUUUGCCCAGGUGUGGUGCUCGGUCCGCACACCAGAGAGCUCUCACGAGGGACUGGUGACCGACCCCCACAGCCCUGCCCGCUUCCGUGUGCUGGGCACUCUCUCCAACUCCCGAGACUUCCUGCUGCACUUCGGCUGCCCUGUUGGCUCCCCCAUGAACCCAGGGCAGCUGUGUGAGGUGUGGUAGACCUGGGUCUGGGGUGAAAUGGCCAGCUGUCACCAGGACCCUCUCUUGGCAAGGUGGUUUGCUCUCAGGUUGGGAGAAGGCAAAUGCAAGCUGGGCUGGAUCCAGCCCCUCCACACCACAGGUGACAUGAAUACCAGUCCCUCCUCAACCACCGCAUUGUGCCUCUGCUUUGGGGGUGCCCCUGCCUCCAGCAGAGGCCCACCAUUCACUGUGACAUCCUUCUGUGUCACCCUGCCUGGAAGAUGUCUGGGCAGGGGCGCCAGUUCCCACAGGAAGGAGUCUGCCUCUUCUGGCCCCAAGCUCACUCAGCUUGGUGGCCACAGGGCCUGCUGUGCCUGCCCCACUCUGACCACGCAGGCCUGGGUGGUGUACCUCCCAGGCUUCCCCCUGAGGCUCACUCAGUCCUCCCUUGGGAGUAGACUCAGCUCCCCUCAGCCCCACCCUUAGGGGCUGCUCGCCACCCUGUGUUCCUUUGUGCUGCUAUUCCCACUCACUGCUGCCAACCCUCACUCACAGUUCCUAGUGGAAGCCUGAGGCCCUCUGAAAGCCUCCUGCUAUUCCCUGUUUCCCUGGGCUGAGAGGGGAAGUGUAUGUGUAGGGGGUGCUGGUUCCCAUGUCUUAUGGCAGAAGUCUUAGAGGGUGACUGAUUCUCCCUGGACCAAGCAGAAAAGCAGAUAGAACAGGGAGAGGAAAAGAUAGAGUUUAUUUUUACAGGGAAGAGGGUGGGGAGGGUGUGGUCUCGGCUCUAUAGGACCCUGUGCCAAUAAAUAGACACGCAUCUGUCAGCCUGUCUUUUCCUUCA
Messenger RNA from Carlito syrichta (Philippine tarsier), 3573 nucleotides. It is a transcript of the gene ECE2, whose product is annotated as endothelin converting enzyme 2. Gene Ontology annotation, biological process: protein processing. Gene Ontology annotation, molecular function: S-adenosylmethionine-dependent methyltransferase activity; metalloendopeptidase activity. Gene Ontology annotation, cellular component: plasma membrane. The transcript is spliced from 20 exons. The coding region runs from base 33 to 2771 and encodes 912 amino acids. The record is from RefSeq and is a predicted model, not a curated record. NCBI's taxonomy places the organism in Eukaryota, Metazoa, Chordata, Mammalia, Primates, Tarsiidae.